AUGACAAUCACCUUGAAAGGUCAAGAUCAGUUAUUGACGAGACUGUUGGAAGCCUUUACAACCAUUGACUUAUCCUCCAACAAUUUCUCUGGUAGUAUUCCAGAUUCCAUAGGUAAUCUGAAUUCUCUGAGAUACCUGAAUUUGUCCCACAAUAAUAUCAUGGGACACAUACCUGCAUCUCUUGGAAAUAUAAGUGUGCUUGAAUCAUUGGACUUGUCAUCGAACAAAUUGGAUGGAAGAAUUCCAAGUGAAUUGACGAGGUUGACAUUUCUUGCCAAAUUAAACCUUUCGAUGAAUGAUCUCGUGGGACAAAUACCACGAUCUAAUCAGUUUUCCACAUUUGAGAAUGAUUCAUACGUGGGAAACUUGAGAUUGUGUGGAGUUCCAUUGACGAGAAAAUGCAACGAGGAGAAUGGGCAGCGGAUGCGGCCAGAAGAAGAAGAGUAUGGAUUUAUAGAUGGAUUUGGAUGGAGAAGUGUGGUGAUGGGAUAUGGAAGUGGAAUCAUAGUUGGGAUUGGAAUUGGUUGUUGCAUUAUUCGAUUUGGAAGGCCAAGAUGGUUGGUGGAAUUCUUUUUUGGCGUUGGGAUUGGAAUUGGUUGUUGCAUUUUAAAGAAAGGCCAAGAUGAUUGUUUUUUUAUUGUUACUCGUGAGUUUGUGAUUUAG
This is a messenger RNA of Salvia miltiorrhiza (redroot sage), 663 nucleotides long. RefSeq names its product receptor-like protein 9DC3. Gene Ontology annotation, molecular function: protein binding. The record is from RefSeq and is a predicted model, not a curated record. NCBI's taxonomy places the organism in Eukaryota, Viridiplantae, Streptophyta, Magnoliopsida, Lamiales, Lamiaceae. Bases 1 to 663 code for a protein of 220 amino acids. The transcript is spliced from 2 exons.